AUUCUAACUGCAUGUUUUCUACGUGUGUCAUUAUUAUGCAUCAAUUGUGCGCAAUGCCUACGCAUUGGUAUUGAGCCGCCAUAACCGAAACUUUUGUGUGGAAUAUUAAAAUAUCACAACGAAGACAAUUGACUGAAAAGUCGCAUUUUAUACGCUGUUCUCCAUAAUAAACAGGCCAAAAUGGCAGACAACAGUAAUUACGAGAAUGAGGAGAUAAAUGACGUCGCAGAAGAGGACUUGCCGGCACCGUAUUCGCCAGAUAUGAACCCUGAAGAAAAUGGAGACGAAAAUCAUGAACCCGAGUCCGAGAAUGCAACGACCGAGGCAGAUGCACCGCCGCCGCCGCCUCCCGCCGUUGAAGAAGCCCCUCCCGCCGUCCAGAAGGUCUUACGACCCGAGGAUCAAAUGAGGUUAUACGUCUGGGCCGGAGAUGAUCUUAAAGGCUUAGGAGACGACGUUCACUGCCAGCAAAUCUAUAUGAUUCUUACCAUUAAGAGUGAAGUCAAUGAAAUGGCAAAGUUCCAGGUUAUCACAGAGACAAUUAAGAAAUCACCAGAGUUCGACAAAUUAUCAGUGGGCAAACUGCCAUGUCUCGUCGACCCAGUUAGCGAUCGUGUCAUAUCAGACGUCCAGACCAUUGUAGAUUAUCUAGAGCAAGUCUUCAGGGAACCCUGUCUUAUCCCAAAGAAGAAAGCCUUGCAGCAGGUUGGAAUCGAUUUGUACAGAAAAUUCACAGGGUACUUAAAGAACACAAAUCCCAACAAGGAAGAAGAGAUGAAGACUGCCCUCAACCGAGAAUUAGAGAAGUUAAAUCUCAAGCUGGAAGAAAGCGGAAAGAAAUACCUGGAUGGAGACCACUUGACACAGCCAGACCUUCGACUACUCCCAAGGCUUCAUCAUGUCAUAGUCGCUGGCAAGAUCUUUAAGGGCUACGAAAUCCCAGACGAGGAGAACAAGUACGGGCGCUUGAAGCGCUAUUUGGAGGACUGGAAGCAAGAAGAGGUGUACCAGGAGACAAAGUAUUCGGACCGAGACAUCGAAUUUGGCUGGUUCAAGACGAGAGGACUCGACCGAUUGUACAUCAAGACAAAAACAGGUUACAGACUCAAAUAAGGCAAGCUAUUCUUCUAGAUCAUGUUUCGGAUGUUUUGUUUUUUUGGUUUUAUUUGUUUUUGUUUUAAGGCCUGGAAUUUCAUAUUUUUUUUUUUAAGGCCAGGGCCUUUCACUUUGGAAGGGGCACAUCAAAUCCA
Molecule: messenger RNA, 1250 nt
Organism: Asterias rubens (European starfish)
Lineage: Eukaryota; Metazoa; Echinodermata; Asteroidea; Forcipulatida; Asteriidae
Product: chloride intracellular channel protein 4-like
Exons: 5
Coding region: 181-1113 (310 amino acids)
Biological process (GO): chloride transport
Cellular component (GO): membrane; cytoplasm
Molecular function (GO): chloride channel activity
Source: RefSeq, a predicted model, not a curated record